Molecule: messenger RNA, 3264 nt
Organism: Cuculus canorus (common cuckoo)
Lineage: Eukaryota; Metazoa; Chordata; Aves; Cuculiformes; Cuculidae
Gene: TSNARE1
Product: t-SNARE domain containing 1
Exons: 15
Coding region: 458-1333 (291 amino acids)
Biological process (GO): vesicle fusion; vesicle-mediated transport; intracellular protein transport
Cellular component (GO): membrane; endomembrane system; SNARE complex
Molecular function (GO): SNARE binding; SNAP receptor activity
Source: RefSeq, a predicted model, not a curated record
GGCACGGCGCAGCCUCGCGCUUUUUUAUUUAGGUUGGUCAUUAAAAUUGCUUAUAACCAUAGAAACGAGGAAAACCCAUCCCUUAAAUUCCGGAUUUUUAGCGUGAUAUUCCUGUACUGACAUCAUGUGAAUUAUAUACACCAUGGCUUAAAAAAAACCCCAAAGCCUACAGGAGGGCUAAGAAAACUUUGAUGAUGACUCUGGAAGGUUGACUCCUGUGUGAUGAUGAUCCUGCUUAAAACAAACCAUCCAGCCAAGAAUUUCAACAGUUCAAUAAAAACACUUCAUUUGAAGAAUAAUUACUUCUUUGAGUAACGCUUCUACAUCUUUACCUCUGCAUAGUGUAAAAGUGCCUCUACCUGAGUUGCAUUAGAAGAAAAUCGUGUGUGGCCAGGAGAACAGGACUUAGGAAGCAGUUGGUUUGAAAUAUAAUCCUGCAUCAAUUGCUACCUAGAAAAUGUCUUAUGGAUCCAUUGAUGGGAGUGGAUUUGGGAGCAGGAAUCCAUUUGGAGGCCCUUCGAGACAAGGCUAUCAGCCUCUUGCAACCCAGAUUGAUCCGAGCGAACUACAGGAACUUUUUCAGGAAACUUCAGCCAAUGUCUUCCGAAUUAACUCCAAUGUGACCUCUCUGGAAAGAAGCCUUCGAUCUCUGGGAACCUCAAAUGAUACUCAAGAGCUUCAGGAUGGACUGCAUGCAACCCAGCAGGAGACUAAUAAAACCAUCACGACUAGCACCAAAGCCAUCAAGCAGCUGUCUGAGGUUGUCAGAGGCUCAUCCAGGCAAGAACGACUUCAGCUGGACAGGCUGAAGAAUCAACUGUCUGAUGCCAUCCAGCGAUAUGGAGCUGUGCAGAAGAAAAUAGCAGAGAAAUCCAAAGCUUUGCUUCCUACUGGGCAGAGAAGUAUCAAACAGCAGAGCCCUAAGACCCCCUUCUCUGACCUACCUGAUGAUGAGAAGAUCUUCAACGGAGGAGAUAGUGCGUGGCAGAACCAAAACCAGGAUCAAGCGUUGCUCUCGGAAAUCACAGAAGAGGAUCUGGAGGCCAUCCGUCAGCGGGAAGAGGCCAUUCAGCAGAUUGAGAGUGACAUGUUGGAUGUGAACCAGAUCAUUAAAGACUUGGCCUCCAUGGUGCAUGAGCAAGGCGACACAAUAGAUAGUAUUGAAGCCAACAUUGAGUCUGCAUCUUCUAAUGUAGAGUCAGCCAAUGAGCAGUUGGCAAAAGCCAGUCAACACCAACUACGAGCUAGGAAGAUGAAGUGCUACCUUCUCUCUGUCGCGUUAGCUGUUCUGCUGUUCAUUGUCAUAAUCAUCGCGGUCUCUGUCAAGCACUGAUCUGGCUACGGUUUCCACAGAACCUGUGAUCACCCUGUGAAGAGGAAUGGACUUGAAGUAUUUCAAGUUCAGUCCCUACAUCGAUGUUUGCUUUAUUGGUCACAUUGUAUUAAAAAUGCUAUAGCCAACGAAGAGUAAUUGUGUGAAAGAAGAGCUAAGGUUUUUUUAAUACAUGUUAGUAUAACUGUGAAUAUUUCUUUGUUUCUUGUCUUUUUUUUUUUUUUUCCCCUUCAUUACAGACAUGUUUUAUCUUAUGUUACAAAUUUUAAUUAUGCCCCCUGUGUACCUGGGGAAUUCUAUUUCUUUGUCUCUAGGUUUGGUAUAAGGAGUGUUGUAAGAUACGUAGUUGCUAAUCCUUCUUUAUUGUUCAUUUUUUUUUAACAUAUUCCUGAUCUCCGGCUUUGUUUCUUUAAAACCAUGAAACUCAAUAUGUUUUGUUUGAUUUUUUUGUUGCUGUUGCUUUUGUACAUUUUAAAAAUAACCUAGCUCGGAUCCUCAUACUGUGCACUGUUGCUUUAGAAUUUGCUCUGCCAGAUCUGAGCUAAGCAAUUUCACAAUAAUAUGUGCCAUUUACAAACACAUCAAUUAAAUGCUUAUUUGAUCCUAUUGUAUGCAUAGACCAUGACAUUUAUUUAUGAAAAAUACUAGUGAAAGAGCAGGAUAAACAAAUUUUAAGACAUAUUGUUACAAUUUUUUUUUUAAAGUAAAAGACAUUUAAUCUGUUAAAAAAAUCAAACAAGGCAUCUCAUGAAAAAUGUCAUAUUUUGCAUUAGAUUUCAUUUCAUAGGUUUUAACACAACCGGUAUUUGGGAUUUUGUUCCAUUUACUUCCACAGUAUUUUCUGCUGAAAACAUGAUUGAAAAUAGCAUUUAAAUUCCACUUUAAAUGCGUCAUACGAUAUAAAGGCACUUUUCCUCUAAUAAAUAAAGCAUUUAAAAAUGGUUUUAAUUAAAAUGUCAUAGGAAGUAUUGAAGAGAAUUUCACAAAAUAUAUAUAUUUUUUGUUCUUCAUGAAAAGUUACAUCUUUGGACAAAAAUGUUUCUCAUGACAAAAAAUUCAUAUAGCUCUGUCUGUUAUGUAUUUUUGGUUGCCAUGAAGAUUUUGAAAAGAAUAACAAAUAUUAAACUCAAUUUUCACCUGCACUGAUUUCUAUUACAUGCUUCCUUUACGAAAAGCUGACACAGUCUUUCCUCAGUAAAGGUUGAGCACAAAAAAUGCUCAGACAAAUCUUGCAGAUUCUUACCCUCAUUCAGGGUCAAAACCGUAAAACUUCUUAAAUCAAUGCUGUUAGUUUUGGUCAAUAGACAAAGUCAUAUUUUCUGCUGUUAGAUUUAGCCUACAAAAUCUACCUAACUGGAUUAUUUUAUAUAAUAUUAAGUAGAGAAAAGUUGCUAUUAAGAGAAGCUAAUUAAUAGAAGAUUUUUUUUUUCCAGUCAGGCUUAGCACUGGUAUGAAGUUAGAAAUGAUGAUACCUACUGCUUUUCCUUCCUUCAUAGUUUACUCCUGAAAUAGAGCUACCGGCUCACCACAUCCACUGCAAAACGCUGUCUGCCUCUAUCAGUAAAUCUGGCAAAUCCUACAGUGAUAAAAAUGAUUUGCAUCUACUUAGUAAGAGCUGAAACAAACCCAGCUUGUAGCUGAUUGCAAGCAAAUAUUUUGAGAGUCUUGAGUUGCAUCUGAACGAGGCAUCCAGAACAAACAAUCCUUACCCGUUCGCUAAUCCCAUUCAUUAGAAGCUCAAUGAUUACCUCAUUAGUACGAUGCAGUGCAGAGAGAAACUGAGCUUUCAGUGAGCCAGUUUACACAGCAGAUGUAUUUGGCACCAGGUGAAGUGUUUCUCUACUGAAACUAUAGCAUCUACCUGGCUUAGAGUAAGCAUGAAAUCUCCAAGUAGCAGCAUGGACAUAUUCCUCCCUGAUGUGUAUAAUGGC